AUGCGAGGCGCAUUGAGCUAUGCCAUUGAUGGUAUUGGUAACGUUGUGAACUUAGUGAUAUUCUUCUUCUUCAUCAUAUUCCCAAGCAUAGAGGGCCUGGCUAUUGUUGCCAUAGCGUCAAGCAUGUGCUGCUUCCUUGGUGCAAAAAAGGAAUUAUUUGGUAUCAACUUUUCUUUUGCACUCGUGGUUCAUUUUUGCGUGCAGGAGCAUUUUUUGCCUUGUGUAAUACUGCGGUAAAAAAAAAUACUCACACUCGAUACGCAGCUUUCCACGUGUGUGUGUGUUUUUCUCUCUCUCUCUCUCUCUCUCUUUCUCUCUCUCAUCUCUCAUAUUCAGUUUUGGACUGAGUGCGAAUUGUGUAUAGGCGCACGCCAUCUGGGGAUUUCGUCAGGUGGAUUGACAUUACUAAUCACACACACACACACACACACACGCACAAAGGGCACAUGCAUCUUUCUGCAGAAGACCCCUUUCUCGAGGAACUACCAACUCGCAGGGCGUACGCAAAAAAGAAGAAAGACAAUUUCGGACUCCUUCAGCUUGAUGGCGCACUCACUUAG
Vitrella brassicaformis is the source of this 560-nucleotide messenger RNA. Lineage: Eukaryota; Vitrellaceae. The record is from the annotation of a GenBank genome assembly.